Molecule: messenger RNA, 903 nt
Organism: Aspergillus versicolor CBS 583.65
Lineage: Eukaryota; Fungi; Ascomycota; Eurotiomycetes; Eurotiales; Aspergillaceae
Product: DUF1996 domain-containing protein
Exons: 2
Coding region: 1-903 (300 amino acids)
Source: RefSeq, a predicted model, not a curated record
AUGCUGACCACAGCUCUCCUCCUGGCCACCGCUGGUACGGUGCAGGGUUAUACCCUGGUCAACUCGGAGUACAUCAUGCGCAAGAACAUCGACUCCAUUGUCCAGCCCGGGAAGUAUACCAGCCACAUGCACAGCUUCUUUGGCAAUGACGCGGUCAAUCUGAAUACUUCCACUACCGAAGAGCUGAUGUCCGGCUGUGCCACCAACGACAACCCGAACGAUCUCUCUGUUUACUGGCACCCGACUCUGUACGCCAAAAACGACUCUGGCCUUGUCCCAAUCGAGGCCCGGUACUUCAAGGCGUACUACAACGAGGUCGACAGCGCCGAGAUCCCAUUCCCCACUGACUUCAAAGCGGUCGCGGGCAACGCCAGCGCAUCUACAGAGGACGAGCUGGACGAGCUCUGGACCAUGAGCUGGUGGUGCGAGUACGGUCCCGAGACAACAGCGGACAGCAACGGCUGGCCCGACUCCGGAUGUGAGAUCGGUCGUCUGCAGACCCAGCUCCGGUUCCCUGACUGCGUGAACACGGACACCCUGGACACUGGCUACUCCAGCCGGGCAUGGCUGCAGAAUGACAACCGCUGCCCAGACGGCAUGAAGCGCAUCCCCCAGCUGCGGUUCUCCGUGCGCUUCGAUACGUCCGAAGCCCUGCCCGACGGCUGGUCCGGCGAGGCGCCCCUGCAGCUUGCGAGUGGGAAUGCGUACAGUUUCCAUGGGGACUUUAUCAAUGGCUGGCUACCUGAGGCGGCCGAGACUAUGCUGGAGGAAGCCAGUGAUAAGAGGGAGUUCCAGACUGUCACUGGGCCCCGGACUGAGAUGGCUGAUUGUACCCCGGAGGAUGUCGACCCUGACAAUGGCACCAGUGACUACGAGGAGAGUCUUCGUAUGAUGGAGGCGUGA